AUCUGGAACAUAUGAUACCGGUGGCAAAUGCACCGUAAUUUCAGUUCUUUGACUGCAUUAACGGUGGCGUAAUACAUCUUACUUAAAUAUUAACAUAACCAAAAAUAUUUUUAAAAAUAUAUAUUACAGUAUAUCUCAUUAAGUAUACAUAUAUCUGCAUAAAAAGUAACAAAGAAUCAGGUUAUUUCAAACAAUUUUUAAUUUAAAAAACAAUCAAAAUGCCAUUUAUGAUUGGUCAAGCACCAAUACGAAGAACAUUAAAUUAUUUAAAAGCUGGUAAAUUAAUUUUAAAAGACGAAAUACAAAUAUUAAUACUUUUUCAAUCUUUUACAGAAAAUGGAAAUACUAUGUUAAUUGAUUUAGAUAGUAAAUCUAAAGAAGAUAUAUUAUUUCAUCUUCAAAUCGUAAUUGGUAAAGCAAAGCAUAUUCUGCAGCAAGAAAAUAUAAUGCAAGAAAAGAAAGAUAAUUCUGCUAAUUUUGGUGUUGGUUGUCAUAGAAGUUGCAUAUGUGUAAUACCUGGUCAAAUACCAUGUCCUGCUAUAGUACCCUUACCAUAUCACAUGCGUGGAAAAUAUAAAAAAAGUUUAAAAGAACCAUAAUUUUGUUUAUUUAUGUAAUUGUAUUAUGAUUAAAAUAAAACUAAUUGUAGU
Molecule: messenger RNA, 650 nt
Organism: Apis dorsata (giant honeybee)
Lineage: Eukaryota; Metazoa; Arthropoda; Insecta; Hymenoptera; Apidae
Gene: mRpS25
Product: probable 28S ribosomal protein S25, mitochondrial
Exons: 3
Coding region: 219-599 (126 amino acids)
Cellular component (GO): mitochondrion
Molecular function (GO): structural constituent of ribosome
Source: RefSeq, a predicted model, not a curated record